CUGCUGAUGCGCUCUGUGAUUGACAUCUGCCAGGAGGUCAUCAAGCAGUCCAAUGUGCAGAUCCUCGUGCCCCCUGCGCGCCCCGACAUUAUGCUCUUCCGUCCGGGGGCCGCGGACCUCGGCUUCCCUCUUGACAUGACCAACGGUGCCGCUUUGGCACCCAAUGGCAACGGCAUUGCUGGUAUGCCUGAAGAUGAGGCCACGCGGGCUGCACUCACUGCUGCGCAGUCCUCCCUGCCGGUUCUGCAGGGAGUGGACCGCCUGCCCAUGGUGGCAGGACCUCUGUCCCCACCGCUGCUGGCCUCCCCCUUCCAGAAUGUUGCUGCUAGUGCCCCCACCUUAAGCACCAAGAGGGGCAGAGGGCGUCCGCGUAAAGCCAAUCUCUUGGACUCCAUGAUGUUUGGUACCCCAGGGGGCCUGCGAGAGGCUGGUAUCCUGCCUUGUGGUCUCUGUGGGAAGGUAUUUACGGAUGCUAAUCGUCUUCGUCAGCAUGAGGCUCAACACGGGGUGACAAGCUUACAGCUGGGCUACAUAGACAUCCCACCGCCAAGACUGGGUGAAAACGGUGUCCCUGGUCAGGACGACCCCGACGCACCCCGGAAAAGAAGCAGGACGAGGAAACAGGUGGCCUGUGAGAUCUGUGGCAAGAUUUUUCGGGACGUGUACCACCUGAAUCGGCACAAGCUGUCGCACUCUGGCGAGAAGCCUUACUCUUGUCCUGUGUGUGGCUUACGGUUCAAGCGGAAAGACAGGAUGUCCUAUCAUGUUCGAUCUCACGAUGGCUCUGUGGGAAAGCCCUACAUCUGCCAGAGCUGUGGAAAAGGCUUUUCCAGGCCGGACCACUUGAAUGGACACAUCAAACAGGUGCAUACCUCAGAGAGACCUCACAAGUGUCAGGAAAAUGGCAGCCACCAUGGAAUAAGCUCAGAGACAUCCACAUCCAUAGAAAAGUUGAAACUUCAAGAGACUUGUAAUGCUUCCUUUGCCACUCGUGACCGACUGCGCUCGCACCUAGCAUGUCAUGAAGACAAAGUUCCAUGCCAGGUGUGCGGGAAGUACUUGCGAGCAGCGUAUAUGGCAGAUCAUUUGAAGAAACAUAGUGAAGGACCAAGCAAUUUCUGCACUAUCUGUAACCGAGGUUUCUCCUCUGCCUCCUACUUAAAGGUCCAUGUUAAAACCCACCACGGUGUUCCCCUUCCCCAGGUCUCCAGGCACCAGGAGUCCAUCCCGAAUGGGGGAGCAGCGUUCCACUGCGUCAGGACCUAUGGCAUCAAAGGCCAGAAAUGUUCACAUUCGGACCCGAUUGAGAGUUCUGAUUCAUACGGAGACCUCUCUGACACCAGUGACCUCAAGACUCCUGAGAAACAGAGCACCAAUGGGUCCUUCUCAUGUGACAUGGCAGUCAGCAAAAACAAAAUGGAGACGGAAGGAGAGAAGAAGUACCCUUGCCCUGAAUGUGGCAGCUUUUUCAGAUCAAAGUCUUAUCUGAACAAACACAUACAGAAAGUUCACGUCAGGGCCCUUGGUGGCCCGUUGGGGGACCUUGGUCCUGCUCUAGGAUCCCCCUUUUCACCCCAACAGAACAUGUCUCUCCUGGAGUCAUUUGGGUUUCAGAUCGUCCAGUCAGCAUUUGCAUCAUCCCUAGUGGAUCCAGAGGUCGACCAGCAACCAAUGGGGCCAGAGGGGAAAUGAGAUCAGUUUGAUCUUAACAAAGCAAAGCAGCAGUCUGGCUAUAAUGAUAAGAUGCUGUGAAUGAGAGGAAAUAAUGAAAUUUGGUUCUAUAGCUGAGAAUUUUUUACUCAUUUUAGCUUCCCUCUUUGUCUCAUGUCCUACCCCACCUUUAAACCUUCGCUGGGGAGAGGGAGAAGAUGCUUCUUAGCUGAUAAAU
Molecule: messenger RNA, 1888 nt
Organism: Opisthocomus hoazin
Lineage: Eukaryota; Metazoa; Chordata; Aves; Opisthocomiformes; Opisthocomidae
Source: RefSeq, a predicted model, not a curated record